AGAGGAGUAGUAUAAAUCUAUGGGAUCAAAGAAAAUUCGAACGGAAAUUUCCAUUAGAAUAGUGAAAUGGGCUUCAGGCCCAUGUGACUGUGAAAGUGGGUUAGUUAAAUUCCCAACAAAGUCAAUGAUUUGCACCUUUGCUGGACUGGCGGGAGUGGUGCGCAACGUGCAGGCUUCAAUAAGGGUGGCGACGGCGAUGGCAAGAAUCGUAAAAAGUUGAGCUUCGCGGGGGCCAUAAACAACAUCGCCAUUACACUUUCCUCGCCUCACCGAGGCUUCGCCUCUCUUUUUAUCAGAUAACGCUGCAGAGAAUUACCAACAAAUAACAAUAAUACACCCCCGAGCUUCAUCACAAAUAACAAAACUGCCAACACCUUUUCCCAACAUUUGCACUCCAAUCUUCUGUUAUUAUCGAAAUUGCCACUACUGUACAAAUCAAGCUGAUCGAUGUUGCUCUAAUGGAGAGGAAUAGGGUGCUAACAGUCUUCGUGUUCCUCUUCUUCUUAUUCUUCUCCGUAAACGCUUCGCGUAAACGAUCUGCUGACCCGUGCAACCCAAGCGCCCAGCGGGACCCACGGACGCUCCGAUCGGACCAGGUAACGGUCCUGAUCAACGGCUACUCCGAGUCCCGCAUCCCUCUUCUCCAGUCACUCGCCGCCACGUACGCCGCGUCCCCACUGGUAUCCUCUGUGCUCGUCCUCUGGGGAAACCCCUCCACCCCGGCGCAAACCCUGGCCCGUUUGGCCCAAAAUCUCUCACUCUCCUCCUCCUUCGGCGCAGCAUCGGUCUCCCUGGUCCGCCAACCAUCAAGCAGCCUCAACGCUCGGUUCCUCCCCCGACCCUCCUCAAUCGGGACCCACGCCGUUUUGAUUUGCGACGAUGACGUGGAAGUCGAUCAGCGAUCGUUCGAGUUCGCGUUCAGAAUCUGGGGAUCGAAUCAAGACCGUCCGAUCGGGUUCUUCGUAAGAUCGCACGACCUGGAUCUGUCCAGGAAGGAGUGGAUUUAUACGGUACACCCGGACAAGUACUCGAUCAUGCUCACCAAGUUUAUGAUCUUGAAAAGUGAUUACCUGUACAAGUACAGCUGUGAAGGUGGGCCUAGGAUGGGGGAGAUGAGGAGGAUCGUUGAUGGAAUGCGGAACUGCGAGGACAUCUUGAUGAACUUUGUGGUGGCUGAUGAGACGAAUGCGGGGCCCAUACUGGUGGGGGCAGAGAGGGCCAGAGAUUAUGGGGAUGCGCGGAAUGACGGUGGUGAUGAACGGUGGGGAUUGAAGGGUGUAGGAUUGAGUAGUAGGAGAGGGGAGCAUAGGAAGAGGAGGGGAGAGUGCAUUAGGGAGUUCCAUAGGGUGAUGGGAAGAUUGCCUUUGAGGUAUGGUUAUGGGAAGGUGGUUAAUUCCGUUGGUGAACAAGGAAUGUGUGAGAAAGGGGGGCGUUUGGUGCUUUGUGAUCAAUAACAGGAAUAGCUUAUUAUGCUUUGUACUUGUUUGGGACAAUGGGACUAAAUAAAUAUUGUAAUGAAUUGUAACAGUAAUUCAGUUGGUAAUCAAGGAAAUCAA
Corylus avellana is the source of this 1556-nucleotide messenger RNA. Lineage: Eukaryota; Viridiplantae; Streptophyta; Magnoliopsida; Fagales; Betulaceae. The record is from RefSeq and is a predicted model, not a curated record.